Molecule: messenger RNA, 1935 nt
Organism: Rhodofomes roseus
Lineage: Eukaryota; Fungi; Basidiomycota; Agaricomycetes; Polyporales; Fomitopsidaceae
Exons: 8
Coding region: 1-1935 (644 amino acids)
Cellular component (GO): kinetochore
Molecular function (GO): RNA binding
Source: RefSeq, a predicted model, not a curated record
AUGUCUGACGCCCCCGCCGCCCCUGUCACCGAGAACGGCGUGCCUCCCGCUACCGAGGAGAAGAUCGUGGAAGAGACCCCCGGCUUCAAAGUUUUCGCCGGCAACUUGGCAUACUCUACCACGGAUGAAGGGCUGAAGGCAUUCUUUGCUCCCGUCGCGAGCGACAUUUUGACUUCCCAGGUUAUCUUCCGGGGCACGCGCUCGGCGGGCUAUGGCUUCGUCUCUGUGGCCACCCCUGAGGCUGCUCAGAAGGCAGUCGAGCUCCUCGACAAGCAGGAGCUCGAUGGUCGCCAGGUGAUCGUCGAGGUCGCCAAGCCGGCAGAGCAGAAAGACAAGGAGAAGAAGGAGAAGAAGGCCAGCAAGAGGCGUCCGGGUCGUCGCGGUAGCAAGAGCGUACCUGGCGAAGUCUCGGAGGCCGAGGCUAACGGUGACGCUAAUGGCGACGCCGAAAAGGCCGACGGUCCCGCUUCUGCAGAGGGCGAGAAGCCCAAGAAAAAGAAGAAGAACAACCGCAAGUCCAAGGCGGCCAAGAAAGCUGCGGCCGCCGCCGAAGGUGGUGAGGCCACAGACGCUGCCGCCGCCGAUGGCGCCACGGCCGAGGGGACUACCAAGAAGCCUCGUGCGCGUAAGCCUAAGGCACCCAGACCACUGCGUCCUGCUGGCGAGGACCCCGCCGGGGAGCCGUCAAAGAGCGUCCUGUUUGUGGCGAACCUUGGCUUCAGCAUCGACGAUGCCGGUCUCGCCCAGCUCUUCACGGACGCCAGUAUCCCCGUUACCUCUGCUCGCAUCGUUCGUCGCCGCUGGGGCAAGCCGCGCAAGAGCAAGGGGUACGGCUUCGUUGACGUGGGUGAUGAGGAACAGCAGAAGAAGGCUAUCGAGCUGCUGCAAGGCAAGGAGGUUGAAGGCCGUGCUAUUGCCGUCAAGAUUGCCGUCAACUCGCAGACCGAAGAGGGUGCGGAGAACGAUACCCCUGAGGCUGACGAGGAGGCGAAGCCUGAGAGGGAGGCCACUCCGGAGCUGGAGCAAGAGGCCCGGGAAGAGGGUUUGAGCAAGAGCUUGUUUGAACGCGCGAAGGAUGAAGAAGCCUUGGGGCAGCAGAAUAAGGCGUUGGCGAUGAUGAUGAAGAUGGGAUAUAAGCCGGGGGAGUCGUUGGGCCAGAGGUAUGGCGACCCGCCGCCUGUGCAGGGCAGCGCUCCUGCGUCUGAGUCUGCUACUCCGGACAACGACGCACCAGCGGACUCUCCCAGCGUCGCAGAGCCAGUCAAGGGCGGUAUUGGACAUAGGCUCGAGCCUCUGCCUCUGAACGAAUGGGCUGGCAAGACGGGUAUCGGCCUGCGCAAGCGGGCCGCAUCUCCAAGUGCGUCGGAAAGGCUAGCCAAGAUGGCGAAGCUCGCGGGGGAGGCAGACCAUACCAGCUUCCGCGACCGCGCACGCCAGGAGUACGAGGAGCGUCGCGCCCAAGGCCGUCUCGCGCCCGCGCAACGCACCUGCGUCAAUCUGGACGAGCAGGAUGGUCGCAAGUUCAACAUCCUUUGGCUCAACCCUGAGAACCCGGAGACGUUCCCGGAGGGCCUCAUCGAUGACCUGGAUGAUCCUGAGCUCGUCGCGAGCCUAUCUCGUCAGCAGGCAGGAAACACCAUCGAGGGUCGACUGAAGGCGAAGAUGCAGGCAGACGCGCUGCAGCCGCUAACGGCGACACUCGAGGAUGACGACGCGCAGCCGGAGAAGACAGAGUUGCGUAUAUCGCCCUAUUCGGAAGAGGAGAUCCAGGAAGCACGACAGUUCCUCCGUCUCAACGCAAAGCAUCGAUUGCAGCUGGUGCUUGACUACCUGCGACAAAGAUAUGCGUACUGCUUCUGGUGUGGAACGCAGUAUGACAACCAGGAAGACAUGGAUCAGAACUGUCCGGGACCGGAGGAGGACGCCCACGACUGA